Messenger RNA from Corythoichthys intestinalis (scribbled pipefish), 1514 nucleotides. RefSeq names its product polymerase (DNA directed), epsilon 3 (p17 subunit) (gene pole3). The transcript has 4 exons. Gene Ontology annotation, biological process: leading strand elongation; DNA damage response; heterochromatin formation. Gene Ontology annotation, molecular function: chromatin DNA binding; protein heterodimerization activity. The record is from RefSeq and is a predicted model, not a curated record. The coding region runs from base 292 to 738 and encodes 148 amino acids. Gene Ontology annotation, cellular component: epsilon DNA polymerase complex; CHRAC. Lineage: Eukaryota; Metazoa; Chordata; Actinopteri; Syngnathiformes; Syngnathidae.
CGCAUGCGCUCGUUGGGGUGAGUGGGGUCAAAGUUGAAAGUUCAUGGGACGGUUCGCGGGAAACAUCGCAAAACAAAUCGGCUCGGUAGCUCAUGAAGUUUUGGGGACCUUACAAAGGAAACUAAUCUACUUUAUUUUCUUACUCAGUUCUCUUCAGUUCGAAAAGUAUCGCGUUUAAAGUAUAAGUGCUAAAGUAGCUUUUGGGCUAGUUGAGCAGUCUGUGUUAGCAGGACAUUCACCGGCGUGCUUGUCGCUUGAGCUUUUCAACUGCAUUGGAAUAAAGGGAACGAAAUGGCAGAGAGGCCGGAAGAUCUGAACCUCCCCAACGCGGUGAUCACGCGCAUCAUCAAGGAGGCACUCCCAGAUGGGGUGAAUGUGUCAAAAGAAGCACGAAGAGCAAUUUCCCAAGCUGCCAGUGUUUUUGUGUUGUAUGCAACAUCAUGUGCAAACAACUUUGCUAUAAAAGCAAAGCGGAAAACUUUGAAUGCAGGUGACGUCUUGGCUGCAAUGGAGGAAAUGGAGUUUGAACGCUUUAUGGAGCCUCUUCGAGAAGCUUUGGAAGUGUACAAAAAGGACCAAAAGGGAAAGAAAGAAGUGUCUGAACAAAAGCGCAAAGAUAAAGAAAAGAAGACAGACUGUGAAAUUGAAAGGAUCCGGGAGGAGGAAGAGGAGGAGGAGCGCAUGGAAGAAGAACCAGAAGCAGAAAACGAAGUUGAAGAAGAGGAGGUGGAAAACUAAGAGCAAUUCCCGUUGCCAAAAGCGCUUUUUAAAUGAUGAAAGGCACUCAGUCGGAGGUUGUCACCAGGAACUUGUUUAAUUAUAGUUGUUGUUAUUUUCUGGGAUGCAUUCAUCCAACACCCAGACGUUCAGAGCUCAACGUACUUCCAAAUGUCUUUCCCUCCAUGUUGAAAAUAUACAAGUACAGUAUAAUCUCAUGUUAUGCCGAUGUAUUGCCUUUAAAGCUGUUGGCUGACUUGUGUAGACUUGUUUCAUGCUAAAUGAACACUGGGCUAACUGUCUCUCAGUAAAGACCAUGUCAUUAGUUUGGGAUAAAAUGAAGACUCAAAAAUGGCAAAUGUAAACAUGUUCUUUGAUAGCAUUGUGAUGUGCUGUUUAUAAUGCUUUCAUUAUCUCUAAAUGUCAGAAAAGGAUCUUGUAAGGUUUAUGAAUUUGAACAAUUUCUGAAUGGAAGACCAUUCAGCAAAACAACCUGAAAGCAGUUAUAUACUUUUACAAGUCAAGUGUAGACAUGAGGUAAAUGCUGCAGGAACAGUAAGUUAAUUUAGGCCGAUACUUAACUGUUGAACAGAGUAGUGUGUUUAUUUCCAUUUUUCCAAUCUUCAUUAUGCGGUGCUUGGUUACCAAUAAAGGAAUUCUAUGCCUGUUUACAUACGGAAAUCAAGUGAAUUGGGCUGCACUGGUGACCUGUCCUUCGUAGCUAAACACAAUUUAUACUUUUGUACAAUUUUUGUGUGCAAGAAGAUUUUCAAUAAAUGUUUAUGAACUUAAUCCUU